AUGAGUGUGCCGUGUUUACUACGGGAGCUGUGCGACGUACCGCCAACGGCGGUCAGGGAGAGUCAACAGUUCAAGUCCCUUGUAGCAUUGAACCCAGACAGAGCUGAUCUCUUGGCUGCCAUUCUUACAACCCAACAACAUUCCAUCUCCUGCCUCUACACUAUAUGUCAUCUCCUUGAGGAAUUAUCUGGUCCAUGGCCAGUCUUCCAACUCAUCAAGACUUACACACGCAUCUACACUCAACUCCCAGAAGAUGCCAAGACAAAGAGUACUCACGAGCUCUCUUCCCUAAUUGAGCGAGCUUCAGCGCUAGUUAAGAGCUCUUAUACAUCCUUUGCGCAGUUCAUUGGGUGCGAUGACAAGCCAGCCCUACGUGCCCCAACAGAUGAGGAUGUCAUCACCCGUCGCGCACUACGACACUUUGUCGACAACUUCCAACUCCCCGUUAACUCAUCAGCCAAGAGACCUGUUGUUUCUAUCGCACUGCCAAAUGGUCCCUUAGUAGCAGCUACAUGCAUCGCGGUCACGACUUACUACACCGCAUCGCCAAUCAACCCGGCCGCUGGAGCAGAACAAUUCCGAGCGGACAUUCUCCAAGCCCGAGCGGACUUUAUCCUCACAACCAAGGAUGAGUACACAAAACUCCAACUCGAUGCCAGUUGGGUAUCAGAUCACAAUAUCCAGAUCUUCAUCAUGGACUGGACUCGAGAUGAGGGCAUCUCGCUAAGGACAAUCGAUGGAGAAGCUAUUCCCACUGGCAGCGCAGAGCGAGUCGCUAACAAGGCUGAUGACAUUGGCCUGAUUCUCUUCACGAGUGGAACGUCGGGUACCAAGAAAGUAGUACCGCUGACAGUCCACUCCAUCAUCGCUGGUGUCGCUUUCGUCAUUGAAUCAUGGGGUCUCACAGCAGAAGACAUCUGUCUGAACAUGAUGCCUCUCUACCACGUAGGAGGUUUAGUUCGAAACAUCUUUGCACCGAUAUUCUCCGGCGGCUCUACAGUCUGUUGUCCCUCCUUCGAUGCCAAUCUCUUCUGGGACGUGGCUGAGACCAUUCAACCAACGUGGUACUACGCUUCCCCAUCGAUGCACUCCAUCAUAAUCGCAGAAGCAGCUGCGCGACCAGAAGCUUUGCGAAAAAGCCGGAUCCGGUUGGCUUGUAACGCUGCUGGUGGCUUAUUGCCCUCUUUGGCGUAUCAGUUGAGGGACACGUUCAACUGCGUCGUCUUACCAAGCUAUGGAAUGACAGAGUGCAUGCCCAUUUCUACACCCCCACUAAACUACCGCCUCGAUCGCGAAGGUACAUCAGGUAUCAGCACCGGCCCCGAACUUACCAUCCUCGACUGGUCCGAACGUACCGUCCCAAAUGGCACAGUAGGUCGCAUCUGUGUUCGCGGCGAACCUGUCUUCCCUGGCUACCUCAAGCCAGAUGGUACAUACGACAAGUCACCUUUCAACGAAGCCGGCUGGUUCGACACUGGCGAUCUUGGAUAUAUGGACGAUGAUGGAUAUCUUUACAUCACUGGUCGGAGUAAAGAAGUUAUCAACCGUGGUGGAGAGCUGAUAUCUCCAUUCGAGGUUGAGAAUGCUAUCAUGACGGCGUCGCGAAUGAGUGACUCGCCCAUCUACGGGAAGGUUGCACAGGCUUUGGCUUUUUCGGCAACGCAUGACGUUCUUCAAGAAGUCGUCGCUAUUGUCCUCGUCACGCCUCCUGAUGCUCCACGUGUUGAUCUGAGGACCCUUCACGGUGCGUUGAAGUCUUCUCUUCAGCAGGCGAAGUGGCCCGUCUUGAUCACGUAUAUGGAUGACCUUCCUAAGAACAACAACAAGGUUCUACGUAUCAAGCUUGGUCAACGGCUUGGACUUCCUUCUAUCACUGAUGACACACCUUACAUGGGUAGGCAUUGGGAUGCCGUUUGUCCUUUGGCUGAUACACCUCUGUCAGAGGCCAUACAGUGCUCGCCUUGUGCUGUUGACUACACCAAGCUUGCGACUCAUAUUGAAGCUCUUGUACCAGAACUUGACGUCUUUUGCCUUCCCAGCACUCACGAUGGUUCUCCAGAAGCCGUCCUUGCGCCUAAGAAGGCUGAGAUCACUAUUGGCUCUGAUAUCGCCAGCAGCAUUCGGCACCAGCUGGCAUCAGUCAUCGACAACUACAUGAUCCCCUCCGAGAUUCACGUCAUGCCUCACCCAUUCCAGAAGGAUCCAUCCGGUAAUAUCGACGUCGAGGUACUCCUCUCAGAACUCGAGCAACUCCAAUUGACAUCACUCAACAAACUAGCAGCCAGUACAGAAGGCCUCGUCACCAAAGCCUUCGCCGAAGUCCUAUCCCUCCCACCGGCAGACAUCCCCGGCGACGCCGACUUCUUCGGUCUCGGCGGUGACUCCCUCCGCGCCGGUCGUCUUCUCUCAAUGCUCCGCACCGAGUUCAGCAUCAGCCUUCCCAUCACAGCAGUCUUUAACGGUGGCACCGUCACAUCUAUCGCUGCACAGAUUGACAAGAUGCUCGAUAGUAAGACCGAUGAGUCUGAUGAACCCAAGGCCAUCGUGGGAUGUACCGAGACUUGCAGUUCUACCAACCCCUUCCUCAUGAUCCUUCAACUCUUCCCACUCGUGAUCUUCUACCCCCUUCGUCGCGCCGUCCAAUGGACAAUCUUCUUCGUAACCCUCGCGCACUCUCAAAAGCUCCCUACCAACCACUCCCUCCCCGGUCGUUUUCUCAACCUCACCGUCUCCAUGCUCAUCGCGCGUAUAAUCAUGGGCUUUGUAUCACCUAUUGUCGGCAUCAUCUGCAAGUGGCUCAUCAUCGGUCGCUAUCGGGAGGGACUGUACCCCAUGUGGGGAAUGUACCAUACACGAUGGUGGCUUGUGCAAAAGAUUGUUGCGAUCUGCGGCAAGGGCUUCUUUGAUGCGAAUGAGACAACGGAGAGGAUUUACUGUCGGCUUAUGGGGGCCAAGAUUGGCAAGAAUGUCAAGCUUGAGGGUGCGGCGAUUGGGGAGUGGGAUUUGAUUGAGAUUGGUGAUGAUUGUAACCUUACAAGAUGCAUCUGUCGACCUUUUGCUGCUGAGGGGAAUACAUCGAUGUAUCUUGGUCGCAUCACCAUUGGAAGCAACUGUUCUGUUGGCGUGUCUUCCAUCAUCGCACCUGGUACCAACAUGCCGCCUGAUACAUGCCUAGGCUUCAACUCAUCAAGCUGGGAGAUGCAGGAUGCAAGUGAGGAGUACAGAGAUCAGCUUCCAAGCGAGAAGCCCAAGCCUCACUGGGUGCUGAAUCUACUCUUCACCAUGCCCCUCAAGCUCAUCGGCCUAUUCCUCUCCGCAGUCCCUUGGAUGGCCGGUCUUGUCGGCAUGGUCACUACACAGGGUCAAAAGGUAAACCACAAGGCCCCAUUGAGGAGCAGUGUGGACUGGUUUACUCAGCCCAACCGAAUCGCCUAUCAUUACCUCGCUCUUGCUCUUGGAUGCCUAUUCGGUCCAUUCUUCCUCUUCGGGUUCGUCAUAUUGGUCAAGUCUACUCUGGACUGCAUCUUUGGCAGGUUAAGAGCCAACUCGCAAUCCACGGUGGAUAUCUGGAGAGCGAACUUGAUCAAGACGCUGUUGCCUGAGGGCAAGCUGCAUCGGAUGACUUCUUUGUUUGGGCAGCACUACGAGGCUACGUCUAUUGCAUUGAGAAUGCUGGGUGCCAAGAUUGGUGAGCGCGUGUACUGGCCUGGUACUGGUCCUACCAUUGGCGAUUACCAUCUCAUUGAUGUUGGUAACGAUGUAGUCUUUGGCUCCCGUUCUCAUCUCGUCACCUCUGAUGGCAUUGGAUCUGAGAAGGUCACCAUACAAGACCGCGCCAUGAUCGCUGAUCGUGUUUGUCUUCUUCCUGGUGUCACAGUCGGUGAACGGACCACUAUGGGCUCUGGUGCCUUGACCAAGAGAAACGGAAACUAUGUCUCUGACGGUACCUACGUCGGCUCCAAGGCAGGCGACGCCGUCUGUUUAUCAAUCGGUAGUGACACCAAGGUCUCUCGCUCUCCCAUUCGCAACAUGCAGUCGGAGGAUACUCUCACCAACGAAAAGAAGUUCAACGAUGGGAAAGACCGCCCUGGCACACAGCCCAGCAUCACAUCUGGAAGCGACACCGAGGCCAGUGAUGGUAAAGGAGACUGGGCACAGCAUCUAUCCCCAUUCGGUCGAGCUUUCUACCUGAAGCUAGCACCUUACCAUGUCCUCGGUCCCUUCGCCAUCUUCUGCUACUCUGCCUUCUUCACAGUCUUCACCGCUGUCUACUGGGAUGUUCCCAGCGUCUCAUCUAUCCAGUUUGUGGGUAUAAUGUUCCGAAGCUCUUUUCCUCGUGGCAUGAACGUCUGGUUCGACCUUGUCGCCAUCUUCCUCACCAUGUUUGCUGGCAUCGCCGUCCUCUCCACGAUCCAAUCCAUCCUUGCGCUGGCCAUCAUCAUUGGAUCAAAGUGGCUACUCAUGGGCCGUCGCAAAGCUGGCAACUAUGACUGGGACAAGUCUCCGUACUGCCAGCGCUGGCAGAUCUUUCUCGGCAUUGAGCGUCUCCGUCGACAAUGCUACAAGGGCAAUGGUAUUCUCAACCUCCUCACCGGUACUCACUGGAUGGUAAUCUACUUCAAGCUCAUGGGUGCCAAAAUCGGCAAAGAUUGCGCACUCUUUGUCAACGGUGCUCCGAGCCUGAUGUUCACUGAGCCUGAUCUUAUCACCCUUGGCGAUCGCGUCGGUGUCGAUGACGCCAGUGUCGUAGCACACAUCAACACACGUGGCAAGUUCGACUUGAACAGAGUUGAGAUUGGCGAUACAUGUGUACUCCGAACGGGGAGUCGACUUUUGAGUGGCGCGCAGAUGAAGAGUGAUAGUUGCUUGUUGGAGCAUACGCUUAUCAUGGGUGGCGAUGUUGUCGAGGAGAAGAGGACGAUGCAGGGUUGGCCGGCAGAGGAGUUUAGCGGAAAACGGAUUUGA
This is a messenger RNA of Fusarium tjaetaba, 4965 nucleotides long. RefSeq names its product coenzyme a synthetase. Gene Ontology annotation, molecular function: phosphopantetheine binding; medium-chain fatty acid-CoA ligase activity. Lineage: Eukaryota; Fungi; Ascomycota; Sordariomycetes; Hypocreales; Nectriaceae. The record is from RefSeq and is a predicted model, not a curated record. Gene Ontology annotation, biological process: fatty acid metabolic process. The transcript is spliced from 3 exons. Bases 1 to 4965 code for a protein of 1654 amino acids.